AUGGCGGGCACAGGCAGCGGUCACGAUCAGUCUACGGACGUAUUUUCGGCCGAAGGACGCGUGUUCCAAGUGGAGUACGCCGGCAAGGCUGUCGACAACAGCAGCACCGCCGUUGCAGCAUGCUGCAAGGACGGCGUUGUCGUUGCGGUGGAAAAGAUUCACACGAGCCGCAUGCUGGAGAAAGGCUCGAACAACCGCAUCCACGCCGUAGACCGCCAGGCCGGCAUUUGCAUCUGCGGUCUCCUUCCGGACGGGCGCGCGAUUAUCUCUCGCGCGCGGCAGGAGGCGGAGAAUAGUCGCGACAUUUUCGCCACCCCCAUCCGCGGUGCGGUGCUGGCAAACCGCGUGGGGGAGUUCAUGCACGUGUACACCACACACUUUGCGUACCGCCCGUUCGGGUGCUCGGCCAUCAUUGCGUCGUAUGCUGAUGACGGACCGCAGCUGUUCGUUAGUGAUCCCAGUGGCACGGUGGCCGGGUACUACGGUGUUGCGCUCGGCAAGGCCAAGACAGUGGCAAAGAGCGAGCUGGAGAAGCUGGACUUUUCCAGCCUCACUUGCGAGGAUGCGGUAGGGAAGCUGGUCAGCAUCCUUCACGAUGUGCACGACAAGCAGAAGGACAAGCUUUACGAGGUGGAAGUUGCGUGGGUCUGCGACAAGUCGGAUCGCAAGUUCGUCCACGUCGCGACUGACAUGGUUCCGUCGGAAGCGUCGAACUGA
Molecule: messenger RNA, 717 nt
Organism: Leishmania mexicana MHOM/GT/2001/U1103
Lineage: Eukaryota; Euglenozoa; Kinetoplastea; Trypanosomatida; Trypanosomatidae
Product: putative proteasome alpha 7 subunit
Exons: 1
Coding region: 1-717 (238 amino acids)
Biological process (GO): ubiquitin-dependent protein catabolic process
Cellular component (GO): nucleus; proteasome core complex, alpha-subunit complex; proteasome core complex
Source: RefSeq, a predicted model, not a curated record